UUCCUUUGCUUGCUGACCCCAUUCCCAUGGAGAGAAUGUGACAGGCUAUAAAUGUCACAUGAUUCGCUUCAGCAGAGAAGCAAGUGGUGGGAGGGUAAGUGCACAAUCAUGGCUUGUGUAAAGCAAGAAGUAGGUACCAAUGUUCGGAGCCCAGAACCUGAGAAAGAUUUCAUUGAGGAGGAUCAGCAUGGUGUCAUUGUCGCUCCUGACGUAGUGCUCCAGGUGGAGGGAGAGUUAUUCUUUGUGAACCGCAAUCAUUUGGCCCAGAUGAGUCCCUACUUCCGAGCCUUGUUCUUCGGUGGCGGCCGGGAGAGCACUAGGAAGCACAUUGAGAUUAAGGGAGUUGGACUGUGGCAGUUUCAAACCCUGAUGGAGUUCACAAAGAACUUAAAGCUGACCCUAGACCGAAAGAACGUCCUUGAUCUUCUGGAGGCCGCCGACUUCCUUCAGUUGGACAGGGCUCGGCUACUCUGCUGUAAGUUCUUGGAAAGGCAACUGCAUCAUAGUAACUGUUUGGGAAUGAUGGCAUAUGCUUGGCACCUUGGCUGUCUGGACCUCUACGUCGCUGCAAGGGAAGUAGCCUUGACCCAUCUACCUGCCAUAGCCUCCGAGCAGGACUUUAUGGUCCUUUCAAAGGAAAGCAUUGCCAACCUCCUCGCUAGCGACAACUUAAGCAUUCCCAGGGAAGACCUGGUCCUUGACGUCGCCCUUCGCUGGGCAGCUUUUGACCCAAGUCGGGAAGAAGACUUCAUGGAACUAGUGGGCCUGGUUAGGCCUGAGUGCUUAAGUCUUCCCUACAUUACGGAUCUUCUGACCAAGAUAAACAGUUCGGACCCACGUGCUAAGCUAUGUAAACUGAACGAUAACUUGCCCUGUAGUUGGACUAUGGGCAGGUCUAUCCCUAGAACUCGUUCAAGGGAAACUCUGUUUGUUCUCGGUGGGCCGCAUGAGCAAGAAGAGCAAUUGCUGUACCAGUUCCACCCCUACAGUGGAAGGUGGCAAUCCCAUCCACCCCUGCAAAAGAAGUGUCUCACACAGUACUCCGUGGCUGCAGUAGGGGACUGCAUAGUAGUGACUGGAGGCUACUUUCGGGAUGUGUUGUGGUACAACGUGGAUUGGGUGAGCAUUUAUCAAUGUGCCAAUGAGCAGUGGGUGGAUGGCCCGGCGAUGCAAAAGUCCAGACACAGCCACUGCUCAGCGGCUCUGGAGUUCCAGCUGUUUGUGUUUGGCGGUAGCACGGAUGAGGGACCCGUGGCUGACGUUGAGAGGUUGGUUCUGGGAGCAGAAGAAUGGGAUGCCGUCAGUCCCAUGGUGAGGGCUGUGGAAAGGGCGGCUAUUGUCAGUUUGGGGACUUGUAUUUACAUGGCCUGUGGUCUGGAUGCGAAUGGCGACGUUUACAGUGGGAUUCAGAGGUACAGACCAGAGGUUGACCAAUGGGAUGUGGUAUCAUAUUCUCCAUUCCCACGUUACGACCUUCUCGCAACAGAGCUCAAUGGUGCCCUCUAUCUGCUGGGAGGACAGGCUCUGCGCUUAGACAUCGACACAGACGAGUGGACCAUUCUUCAAGAGGACUGUCUGGACAACAAAUUCUUCACAGGCUGUGCCACAGUAAACGGGCAGAUUUACAUACUAAGCGAGAGGAAGAUUAACAAAACAUUCCCUAACAUGAUCCUACUGGACCCUUACAUUGACACUUGCUUAGAAAUUGAUGAUACAAUACCUUGCCCUGUACCCAUACGAGGUUCAGUCACGAUGCGUGUGAAUCCCUUCUGAAGCCACGGUUCUUUUAGCCAAAUGACACAAUAAACCAAAUUUUGUUGAGCAAGGUUGGGGAUAAUUAUUUAUGUGAGGAUCAUAGAGUGCCGAAGUUACGACGUCACUCUGUAGGGCAAAACGCGGAAGUGAGUUAGCAUUUUAGCACUACGGUU
Pimephales promelas (fathead minnow) is the source of this 1928-nucleotide messenger RNA. RefSeq names its product kelch-like protein 23. Gene Ontology annotation, molecular function: protein binding. The record is from RefSeq and is a predicted model, not a curated record. Lineage: Eukaryota; Metazoa; Chordata; Actinopteri; Cypriniformes; Leuciscidae.